UCCGACGCGUGCAUGGCUUGGCACCGGGAAGAGUGGAGACCGGCGACUUUCGCCGGUCGACAACUACUAACUAACAAAAUCGUUCGUAAGGCUCACUAAUAGUAAUGAAUCGAGAAGACUCAAUCUCCCCGCGCGUUCUCAACUCGCCUUUUGCGUGCUGCUUGUCAUCAUUCUUGUCAACCUUGGCUAUAUAUAUCUGCUUGAGGUCCUUGUAGACCCUCUUUCUUUUUUCUCACAACAAACCGCAAAGCAUCCCGACAUCUCUUCCCCUUCUUCCCACCCAAACCCAAAUAGAUCAUCAUGCCAGCUUUCAACGGUCUGACAACCAGCGAAGAGGUCAUCGAGGCCUUUGGUCCCCAAAUCCAAGGCCGAACCUUUGUGAUCACCGGUGCUGGUAGACCGAGCAUCGGUGAGCAAAUCGUCACCUACCUAGCAAAAGGCUCUCCUGCGCAUAUCGUCAUCGCAUCCCGCACUGAGCGCAAAAUCACGCCUGUUCUCGAGGCAAUAAGGGCCAUCGACAGCUCGAUCAAGACGACUUUUAUCCACAUCGACUUAUCGGACCAGGACUCCGUCAGGUCCGCCGCCAAAGAAAUCCUCGCCGUCGCGCCUAAGAUCGAUGUCCUGAUCAACUGCGCCGGUGUGAUGGUCGUCAAAGAAUACACCACCAGCAAGCAAGGCAUCGAAAUCCAGCUGGCGACCAACCAUAUCGGCCACUUCCUGCUCACCAACCUGCUCGUCCCGGCUCUGGAGGCAGCCGCACCCUCCCGGGUCGUCAACGUCUCUAGCUCAGGCUACCGCAUCUCCCACUUUCACUUUGACGACUGGAACUUCUCUGACGGCAAGACGUAUGACGGAUGGACGGGUUACGCGCAGUCCAAAACCGCCAAUAUCUUGUUCACGAUCGGCUUCACCAACCGCAUCAAACACCGCGGUAUCACCUCGACGGCUCUUCAUCCGGGAUACAACCUGGAGACCGAGCUGGGUACGCACCUGGGUCCUGAUGAUUAUGCGCUGAUCGACCCGAUUAUCAAGCGCAACACGGGCAACGAGUUCGUGUUCGAAGAGCCCCGGUUCAAGACUCUGUCGCAGAUCGCGGCCACAGCGCUGAUCGCAACGCUUGACCCUGAGUUGCCUGAUAAGUCGCCCGCUUUCUUGCAGAAUAGCCAGAUUGACACGCCGGAUCCCCAUGCUACGGAUGCCGAGGCCGUCGAGAAGCUGUGGCAGUUGAGUGAAGAGAUCGUGGGACAGAAAUUCGAGUACUAG
Molecule: messenger RNA, 1263 nt
Organism: Aspergillus melleus
Lineage: Eukaryota; Fungi; Ascomycota; Eurotiomycetes; Eurotiales; Aspergillaceae
Exons: 1
Coding region: 301-1263 (320 amino acids)
Source: RefSeq, a predicted model, not a curated record